Bufo gargarizans (Asiatic toad) is the source of this 1837-nucleotide messenger RNA. Its product is annotated as poly(U)-specific endoribonuclease-D-like. Lineage: Eukaryota; Metazoa; Chordata; Amphibia; Anura; Bufonidae. The record is from RefSeq and is a predicted model, not a curated record. The coding region runs from base 90 to 998 and encodes 302 amino acids. The transcript has 7 exons. Gene Ontology annotation, molecular function: RNA endonuclease activity.
GUCGGCCCCAUGAGGUCACUGAGACAAGAGGUCUAUAAAAGACAUGGUUACAGAGAAGUCUGAAGGAUUUCAGUUGCAGAGCCUACAACAUGAAGAGCACAUUCAUUCUGCUGUGGCUGUUACCAUACGUAAUUUAUGGCGCUAAGCUGACGAAAUCAAGAUCACAGUUUGCUGCAAGUAAUGAUGAGAUCCAGAAUCUGUCUGAACAGCUGUAUGCGGGUGACGUAAACAAGGCUGGCAGUGGCGACAUUAUCCUGAACCUGCAGCACAAGGUAUCCAGUUCCCAGACUGGCACAGGAACCGACUUUUCUAGCCAAAGGCUUUUCGACUACGUCAAUGAAGCCAAACUAUUCACCCGUCCGACCUUCAAGAGACUCAUCGCCUUACUGGACAACUAUAUCAAGAACACAGGAACUGUGGAAUCUGUCACCAAUGGAGAGAUCCAAGAACAGACUGCCUUUAUAGAUGAAAUAUUCCAAACUACUAUCAUGAAAAAUCUUUCCAGCUUCUUAAUCUCAAAAGGUUAUUACACAUCAGUUGAAGGCUUUGAGACUGACCUGCGGGAAAUGUGGUUUGGACUAUACACACGAUCAAAAGGUUCCUUGGACUCCUCAGGCUUUGAACAUGUCUUCAGUGGUGAAAUCCACAAAGGAAAGAUAUCUGGAUUCCAUAGCUGGGUGAAUCUCUACCUGAUGGAGAAGGCUGGUCAGAUUAACUAUCUCAGCUACAGUUCAGAUGGACCGUGGACCAGUUAUCCUGAUGUUUUCGCCUUCCAGUUUAAGUGGUCCACCUAUUUGAAAACUGUUGGCUCCUUCUUUAUUGGAUCCAGUCCUGAGUUUGAAAUUGCGAUGUACACACUUUGCUACGUCACUCGCCCCGGUAGUCUGUGCACUGUAAAAUUGGGUGGUUCUUCUCUCAAAAUCCAAACCUACAGUUGGGACAACUCAUCUUAUGGAAAUGGCAAAAGAUAUUUAGCAUCUUCAUACCCCACCAUUUAGAGCAAGUGUUUUAAUCCUUGCAAACAGUUGCAUUUCAGCAAAAAAAAAAAAAAAAAAAACUUUUCAAAGGGGUUCACUGGGAUUUUCACAUUGUGGCCUAUCCUCAGGAUAAGUCUUCAAUAUGUGAUUGGCGGGGGUUCCAAUUCCUGGCACGCCGCUGAUCAACUGGUUAAACCAAGAGCUCCGGUGAUCGCCAUGGUCUCCUCGCAGCUAACCAAGCUAAGCGCAGUCCUUUUGAAAGUGGUUGUGACUGGUAUUACACCUCAGACCCGUUCACUUGAAUGGCACUGAGCUGUGCCCAGGCAGUGUGAUCGAUCAAUGUGAUGUCACAUGGCCUAGGAAGAGGCCUAAGUGCUCACUGGACGGCUCGGCCUCUUCAUACAGCUGAUUGGCAGUGUUGCCGGAAGUCAGGCCCCUGCCGAUCUCAUAUUGAUGUCCUAUCCUGAGGACAGGCCAUCUAUAUAAAAAUCCUAGAAAGCCCCUUUAAUAAACCAUAGGUAAAUGAUUGCAGAUAAGUCUAUCAUUUAGUAAACUGAUGAGAUACGACAACUAUAAUUUUAGAUCACUACGUACUUUGAUGAAUGUCGAAAUUCCUUCAGUAUGGCAUCUUGAGGCUGAAAAUCCAGCUCUUUUUUACAGCACACAACUGCAAUAGGUAGAAUUUUAUGAAAAAAGACACAGAAGACCUCAUGCACACAGCAGGAGCAUACAGACUAUAGUAUCAUCCUGUAGGUGUCUAUGGGCGCUGUAUAACGUAUCUGUGUACCUUAGAGGUUGUAUAGAACAGGAAUUAUGUAUGAGCCUGAAUGCCUGUAAAAAAUAAAGUGAUCUUAGCUUCA